This is a messenger RNA of Striga hermonthica, 1899 nucleotides long. The record is from the annotation of a GenBank genome assembly. Lineage: Eukaryota; Viridiplantae; Streptophyta; Magnoliopsida; Lamiales; Orobanchaceae.
AUGAUCGGAGUGAGGAGGCUGGUGGUGGCGGCGCUGGUGGCGCUGUGGCUGUGUACGGCGGCUGUGUGUGCGGAGUACAUGAAAUACAGAGACCCAAAACAGCCAUUGAAAGUGAGAAUCAAGGAUUUGAUGAGUAGAAUGACCCUCGAAGAAAAAAUUGGUCAGAUGACUCAGAUCGAGCGCAAGGUUGCAUCUGCAGAUGUUAUGAAGAGUUACUUUAUUGGGAGUGUUGUAAGUGGUGGAGGAAGUGUGCCGGGCCCGAAAGCUUCCAUCGAGGCUUGGGUGAAUAUGGUGAACGAGUUCCAAAAGGGCGCACUUUCAACUCGUCUGGGAAUACCUAUGAUUUACGGUAUUGAUGCUGUUCAUGGACAUAACAAUGUGUACAAUGCCACCAUUUUCCCGCACAAUGUUGUCGAAUUUUUGUUGAAUCUGAAUAGGGAUCCAGAUCUUGUUAAAAGGAUAGGUGUUGCAACUGCUCUUGAAGUUAGAGCAACAGGAAUUUCUUACACGUUCGCACCUUGUAUUGCGGUGUGCAGGGAUCCUAGGUGGGGCCGUUGUUAUGAAAGCUUUAGUGAAGACCAUAAAAUUGUGCAGUCAAUGACAGAACUCAUUCCUGGUUUACAAGGAGAUGUUCCUUCAAAUUAUCCAAAAAGUUACCCGUUUGUGGGUCCAAAGACGAAAGUUGCCGGUUGUGCAAAGCAUUUUGUGGGGGAUGGUGGUACGAUUGACGGUAUAAACGAGAAUAACACGGUUAUAGACUGGAAUGGACUGCUAAAUAUUCAUAUGCCGGCUUAUCUGGACUCGAUCAGAAAGGGUGUUGCAACAGUAAUGGUGUCCUACUCGAGCUGGAACGGCGUGAAGAUGCAUGCGAAUUACGAUCUCAUUACUGGCUACCUAAAGAAGACACUCAAAUUCAAAGGAUUUGUCAUCUCGGAUUGGCAGGGUAUCGACAGGAUCACGAGCCCACCGCAUGCGAAUUAUUCUUAUUCAGUUCAAGCAGGAAUUCUUGCAGGAAUUGAUAUGAUUAUGCUUCCUGAGAGCUUCACCGAAUUUAUCGAUGAACUGACCUUACAAGUGAAAAACAACAUCAUCCCCAUGAGCAGGAUAAAUGAUGCAGUUCAAAGAAUAUUAAGGGUCAAAUUCACCAUGGGUUUAUUUGAGAAUCCUAUAGCUGAUCUCAGCCUAGCAGAUAAACUUGGCAGCCAGGAACAUAGGGACUUGGCAAGGGAAGCUGUGAGAAAAUCUCUUGUCCUGUUGAAAAACGGGAAAAAUGCUAAUCAGCCAUUGAUUCCACUUUCUAAAAAAGUGCCGAAAAUUUUAGUUGCUGGGACUCAUGCCGAUAACUUGGGGUACCAAUGUGGAGGCUGGACGAUCGAGUGGCAAGGUGUUCCGGGCAAUGAUCUCACAGUUGGCACCACAAUCUUAGCUGCUGUCAAAAGUGCAGUAGACCCUUCUACUCAAGUCAUCUACUCGGAAAAUCCCGACCCGAAUUUCGUCAAAAACGGCGACUUUUCCUACGCCAUUGUUGUAGUUGGCGAGGUCCCUUAUGCCGAGAUGUUUGGAGACAGUCAAAACCUCAGCAUAACCGAGCCCGGCCCAAGCACCAUCAGGAAUGUUUGUGGACUUGUCAGGUGUGUUGUUGUCGUUGUUUCGGGCCGGCCCGUUGUGAUGGAGCCCUAUCUUGACAAGAUAGAUGCGCUUGUGGCUGCAUGGCUUCCCGGGACAGAAGGGCAGGGUCUGACCGAUGCCUUGUUUGGGGACUACGGGUUUACGGGGAAGCUUGCUAGGACUUGGUUCAAGUCGGUGGAUCAGCUGCCCAUGAAUGUGGGGGACCCGCACUACGACCCGCUUUUCGCGUUCGGGUUUGGUCUUACCACUAAAGGUAGGCAUGAAAAUUGA